UCCCUCACCUAGUAGUUCUCUCCUGUUUGGCAUCCCGGAGAUGGUCCAAAGUGAUUCCUCAGGGAAGAAAGGAGCGCAAAUCACCCGAGCAGGAGCCCCGGAGCCGCCGUCGCCCAUGCAGGACCGCCUCUUUAAUUGCGCGUAAUCUCCCUUUUCCAUUCAUCUGAGCUGAGAGGAGCACUUUAUAAAUAAAGAAAGCGAGCGAAGGAGGGCGUUCCAUCCUCUUAUUUUUUUUUCCUUCAAUCUCUGGACUGUUUGUUGCAACAAAAAAAAAAAAAACUGACACUUUACUUGUGUAAUUGUCAGCUGCACCUUGAUCCGGGGGACUGUCAUUGGAGCGCAGCCUCUCAUCCAGCGCGUCCUCGCGUCUUUCCUCCUCAGAGCUGCCGCUUGCUUCCCCCCUUUCCUUUUUUUUUGUUUAUUUUUCCUCGUGGAGUCGCUGACAUGAGUUGCAGCUAGCCCCGGAUGCUGACAGCUUCCCUUUUUCUUUUUCCACAUGUCGCGUCUUUUGUUUAUACUUUGAGAAGCAUGCGUGCGUCUAAACACCAAGAGAAAUAGACCGCGCCACUUUGCUCCCGUGACAGUGCGAUCAAACAGACGCAAGAGGAGGGGAGGCAGGGGGGAAGAAAGAAGAAGACGGAGAAAAAGAAGAAGAAGGAGAAGGAGAAGGAGGGAGCCCAAGGAGAGGAGGAUAGAGACAGAGGGGAGAGAGUGAGUGAGAGAGAGAGAUAGAGGAAAAGCGGCGUGAAGGUGCGUUUUGAUGUUCGGCAUCCACGAGAGCAUCCAGAGGAGUGGGAGUAGUAUGAAAGAGGAGCCCAUGGUGGCCGGGAUGAACGCGGUUCGGACUUGGAUGCAGGGUGCCGGGGUGCUGGACGCCAACACAGCCGCCCAGAGCGGAGUGGGUCUGGCACGGGCGCACUUCGAGAAGCAGCCGCCCUCCAACCUCCGCAAGUCCAACUUCUUCCACUUCGUCCUGGCUCUGUACGACAGACAGGGCCAACCCGUGGAGAUUGAGAGGACCACCUUCAUUGACUUUGUGGAGAAAGAAAAGGAAACGACGGGGGAGAAGACCAACAAUGGGAUCCAUUAUAGACUCCAGCUCCUUUACAGUAACGGAAUCCGGACGGAGCAGGACUUGUACGUUCGCCUCAUUGACUCCAUGACUAAACAGGCAAUUAUUUAUGAAGGCCAGGAUAAAAAUCCAGAGAUGUGCCGGGUGCUGUUGACCCAUGAGAUCAUGUGCAGUCGGUGCUGUGAUAAGAAGAGCUGCGGCAACAGGAACGAGACCCCAUCAGACCCUGUCAUCAUCGACAGGUUCUUCCUCAAGUUCUUCCUGAAGUGUAACCAGAACUGUCUGAAGAAUGCAGGAAACCCUCGAGACAUGAGGCGCUUUCAGGUGGUCGUGUCGACAACGGUGAGCGUGGAGGGUCAUGUCCUGGCCGUCUCUGACAACAUGUUUGUGCACAACAACUCCAAACACGGUCGCCGAGCUCGAAGACUGGACCCCUCGGAGGGAACGCCGUCCUACCUGGAACACGCAACUCCCAGCAUCAAAGCCAUCAGCCCCAGUGAAGGCUGGACCACAGGGGGCGCAACGGUCAUCAUCAUCGGGGACAACUUCUUUGACGGCCUUCAAGUCAUUUUUGGAACCAUGCUAGUUUGGAGCGAGCUGAUCACCCCCCACGCUAUCCGUGUGCAGACUCCACCCAGACACAUCCCAGGGGUUGUGGAGGUCACGCUGUCCUACAAAUCCAAACAGUUCUGCAAAGGCACACCUGGACGCUUCAUCUACACAGCGCUGAACGAACCGACCAUAGACUAUGGCUUUCAGAGAUUACAGAAGGUCAUCCCCAGGCACCCUGGAGACCAAGAGAGAUUACCCAAGGAGGUGAUUUUGAAGAGAGCGGCAGACUUGGUAGAGGCCUUGUACGGGAUGCCUCACAAUAACCAGGAGAUGAUUCUGAAACGAGCAGCCGAUAUCGCAGAGGCCCUCUACACAACAGUGCCACGAGGGCACAACCAGCUAGCAGGUCUGGGCGGCAGCUCCGUCCACGCUGGCAUGAUGGCCGUGAACUCCUUCACCGGGUCAGAGGUGGCACAAACAGCCAAUCAGGGUUUCAGUAGGAGUACAAGCAGCGUGUCCCCUCACGGUUAUGUCCCCAGCUCCACUCCCCAGCAGAGUAGCUACAGCACUGUCUCCACUAGCAUGAAUGGCUAUGCUAACUCUGGCAUGGCAACCCUGGGCACCUCGCCCAACUUCCUCAAUGGAUCCGCAGGCAACUCCCCCUAUGCUAUCGUCCCAUCCAGCCCAACCAUGGCGUCGGCGACCAGCCUCCCCUCCAACUGCAGCAGCUCCUCCGGGAUCUUCUCUUUCUCUCCAGCCAACAUGGUGUCCGCCGCCGUCAAGCAGAAGAGCGCCUUCGCUCCCGUCGUUCGACCCCAGAAUUCCCCUCCCCCCACGUGCACCAGCGCUAAUGCUAACAGCCUGCAAGAUCAGUCUUUUGUGGACUCUAGCAAGUACUCAUCAGCCAGCUCUCUUCAGGGCCUGGCCUUCUCCUGAACGAUCCCUGGGAUGAUCGUUCCACCCAUGUAGAAGAUCUGGGAUAGCUGAAGAUUUGGGAAUGUUGAGAGGAAAAGAGACAGUGGCGGAGUCUGGCGAGUCUCUGUUGUGCUCCGGUGCUGAACUGAAUGAAGUCAAGAUAAGACGCAGGACUCUGUUAUUCUCAGGCCUUUCUAAAGGGAUUUCAUCUGAAGGGAUAGAGGAGAAGAGAACGGGGGCAAUAUGAACCUUUGUGAUGUUAUUUUCCUCUUCGUUGAAUUAGCGUAGCUUCUCUGACACCGCAUUGGAUGGAGUGUAUAGAGGCUGAUGGUUUGCCCACAGUGUGACACUGACCUCAUGAAAAGAGCAUUUAUUUAUCUUUGUGUUCAUGCCUGUAAGGUUUGGGUUUGAUUACUGGAGGCCACUGUGCCGUCUUUGAACCCAUAACUCACACAAACAGACGUGAAGUGUCGGUUUGGCCAUGAAGUUUACACGACCCACUAAAACCACAUAACAGCACGAUGGGCAAACAGAACAAGGAUGAGCAACAUAGAAUACAAAGAAUUAAAAGUACGAAGAACAAAAUAUACCCCUCCGUUUUUGCUGCUAAUCCUCCCAAUGCUCUAAAAACGAUCCCUCAAAAAUCACCCUCUGCUGUUUCAACGUAAGAAACCUUGCCUUUCUUUCUUUUUUUUUUUCCUCAUUUGGUUUGUUUGUUUGAAUUUUUGAUAAAACUGUGAGGAUUGAGCUGUUUGCAAUAUGUUUUUUCUGCUUGUGAUGUGACGAAAAAGUGAAGAUUUAGCCAAAAUUGACCUUUUUUUGUCUGAGAUUUUAGUGAAGACUUGAAAAGCCAGAGGAUGUGUGCGUCCAGCCAGCACUGUACUGAAGGAGCCUAGCAAAUAUCAAAUUAGAAUAAAUGCGUGAUAUAUGUGAUAUAUUUUUGUAUAUAUAUAAAACAAAAAAAUGCUGAAUUUUUUUCAUUUGGCAUCUCUUUUCUUUUUGCAAUAGCUAUAGUUUGAGAUGUAAACAUUAAAUGUCUUAAGGCAGCUUCCCAGUACAGAUGAUAGGUUUACUGUGUGUUGUCAAUAUCUCAUCUGCUAAAGACAAGAAACAUGGAUUUGGUUACAAAAAAAGGGGAUUCCUGUAAAAUAUCAUAUAAAUAAUGUAUUUAUCCCUUGCAUUUGUACAUUGACUCUCACCCUCGUUUAGUUGUGUUGUGUAUGUUUAAUACAGUAAGUGAACAUAUUUCACAGUGUUUUGUUUCAUUAUGUAAUGUUGUCUUUCACUAUUUAAAUGUGACUUUUUACAUUUUUUUUCUGUUUGUUUCUGAUUGUUUUUAAAUUGUUACAUCAAGCUUUCAUUUGUUGAUUCAAAAACAUGCCACUGUCUAUUUUUGUAUUAUUUGUAAGUUAAAUAAAAAUCUUUUUUUUUGUUUUUUUCCUUAUAAAAAUGUUUAUUGUAUGGCAAAAAAGUAGCAUCUUAUUCAGAGUAUUCGGUUGAGGUAGAUUUUUUUAAGAGUAUAAACACACUUUAAUAUAUAUUGUAAAUCUCUAUCUUUUUGUUUGAACCUUUGAAGCUUUCAGAUUGAUGCUGUUCUUGAACUGAUAAUAUGCAUGGGUUCUUCUCUUGAGUGACUCUUUCAUUGUGUGUGGAAACCAAGAAAACACUCUGUUUUUCUUUCUUUGUGGUCCUCUUAUUUUGCCCUCUGUCCUUUUUUUCCUCCAGUUUUUUUAUGCCUGCUUUACAUACUGUAUCUAUAUACCCUUUUUUUAUGUCACUGUAAUCUUUACCAGCAGUCUAGAUGCCUUAACAAUGCAAACCCAUUCUUCAUUCAAUCACUUGUACAGUUUUCUACCCUCACCACAACUGUCUGUUGCCGCAGAGGAAUUCAUGAGAACUUGGAGACAAAGCACAAACCCACUCUGUUUGGUGCUGAAGCCAGACUAGAAUACAAAGAGCCAUAAUUCAACAAUCACACACAUCCCGAUGUACUAUAACGCUACAGCGAUGGCACGCUUUUGAAAGGCAAGCAAACGGAGCAGCCUGCGGUGCUCACUGCACAUUAGUGUUUACACAACUGUUUUUUUUACAACAAUUAUAUAGUUGGGUUUUUUUGCUGUUUGUUUGUUUGUUUGUUGUUUUGUUAUUAUUGAAAUCAUUUCAACUGCAUUCUGGUAAUAUUUUUCAGUCACCGUGGGAUUACAACAGUAUGACAACACAAAGCUGCUUAAGCGGUAGUGGAAAGGGGCUCGCAGCGACGAUAGGCACUGUCACAGCACAAUGUUAGUCUCACUCAUGGAGUCCAUCCCGACUCCAGGAUCUGACAACCGAUUCCCCCGCUCCUCCACUCCCUGUAGACAAUGCAGCUUCAUUACAAGCUAAAGAGCAACCUGUGAGGUAGCAUGAAAAGGAGUUCCCUCGCCCGUCAGCGAUUUCUAUGGUCUUUUCUUUGUGUCUGCCGUGUGUCUUCAAGCUGUUGCUGGACAGAGAAUAGGGCUUUUCUCUCUCUCUGCUUUUCUUUUCGAGAGCCUGGUUUUGUUAAGUGGGUAGAAGGGAUCGUUUUAACAGAGACGCCUGCUGACAGACAAGUGUUUUUCGGGCACUUGUGUGCCUGUGCCGGUCUGGGCCGGGACAGGAGGGGCCUCAACAUAUCUGUUUCAAAUGAACUACAGAGGUCUGUUGUCAUACAAUGGCAUCUUUGUAAGCAGAAGUUACAUCCUGAAUAUGAAUAUCAGUAAAGAGUGACAAAGUUUUGUACUUGGGUAACAAAAGACAACAACAACAAAAAAGAUGCAAACCAAAUAGCCAGUGUCUAUUUUUUUUCCUCUGUCUGUCUUUGACUGCAAAUACACUGAACAGCUCUAUGAUAUAAGGAAAUUCAAAAAAAAAAAAAAAAGUCUACUGUACAGAUUGUUAAUGUUUUUGAUGAAAAUUGAGCUGUAAGAUAACUUUUGGACUCUCACAAUGUUAAUUAAAGUUACCUCUUGUCUGUGA
Cololabis saira (Pacific saury) is the source of this 5533-nucleotide messenger RNA. It is a transcript of the gene ebf1a, whose product is annotated as EBF transcription factor 1a. NCBI's taxonomy places the organism in Eukaryota, Metazoa, Chordata, Actinopteri, Beloniformes, Belonidae. Gene Ontology annotation, molecular function: RNA polymerase II cis-regulatory region sequence-specific DNA binding; DNA-binding transcription factor activity, RNA polymerase II-specific. Bases 761 to 2560 code for a protein of 599 amino acids. The record is from RefSeq and is a predicted model, not a curated record. The transcript has 17 exons. Gene Ontology annotation, biological process: regulation of transcription by RNA polymerase II.